Messenger RNA from Ceratosolen solmsi marchali, 1071 nucleotides. RefSeq lists its product as uncharacterized. The transcript is spliced from 2 exons. Bases 147 to 1064 code for a protein of 305 amino acids. The record is from RefSeq and is a predicted model, not a curated record. NCBI's taxonomy places the organism in Eukaryota, Metazoa, Arthropoda, Insecta, Hymenoptera, Agaonidae.
UAAAGUAACAUCAAUUUCUGCUGAUCCACAAGCUGUAAGAAAAUUUUUUAGAUUAGAAAAAUAUAUUGUAGGUUAUGUAUUACCAUUGUAUCACAAGAAUAUGAAAGUAUGUAGAAUACUUUAAAUUGUUCAAUUAAUAUCGUUAAAUGGCAGGAGAUUCGAGACGAGCCUUAACAUUUUUAAUAGAAAAGGUGCAGAAAUUACCAUUAAUAUUGAAUAGAAAGUCUGGAAUUAUAAAUGCGACAAACAAUACAAAAUAUAAGGUGAUAAACCUGUCAAAUAUCGUUUCUGAAAAAUUUAAUACUGCUUUGAAGCGAAUGAAUAAUCCUACAAUUAUUCCAAAUGUUGAUACUACAUUGCUGCAAUUAUCACCUCCUUUACCAACACGUCUUAUUAAUUAUUGGCAAUGGUACCAAAAAUUAAUAGGCUUGGAUAAAGUGGAAAUUGCUAAGCAACAAGUCAUUAUAGUGCAAAAUAAUUUAUUCGAGUGUCAAAAUCAACGUCGUAAUUGUACACAAGAAAUAUCAUUAAUCAAUGGGAAGUUAAAAGAAAUUUAUAGCGAAUUAAUUCAAACAAAACGAGAUAAUCCCAAAUAUGUACAAUUAACAAUUAUGGAAAAUAAAAGUUUACAAGAGCACUCGAAAAUUUUGGAACAAUUAAAUAUUUUAGAAAAACAAGAACAUGAUUAUUUUGCACAAUUGGCAACAUCGAUAAAGGAAUAUCAUGACUGUCAGACUAUGAACACACAAAAGUAUAAAUAUCUAUCUAUUUUAGCAUCAGCAUUUUUAGGAAUUGUUUCAUUAACCGCAUCUAUUAUUUAUAAUAAUAAAAGAGUGGCAGAUUUAAAGGACACUAUUAAUCAGGGAGAGAAGUCAAUAGAAAAUAUAUUAAAAACUGAAUUUUUAAAACUUUUUAAUAAUCAAAAAAGCACAGAGAACCUUAAAGUUAACAUGCUUAAUGUAGAUAAACCACAUAAUAUGGAAAUACUAGAUAUGAAACAAAUAAGUCAUCUUAUAGUAAUAGGAACUGUUGUUUAUAUUUUAUGUAAAAUUUUUAACAAUUGAAUAUAUC